Messenger RNA from Gongylonema pulchrum, 207 nucleotides. Lineage: Eukaryota; Metazoa; Nematoda; Chromadorea; Rhabditida; Gongylonematidae. The record is from the annotation of a GenBank genome assembly.
AUGCAGCGGUUUCACGAGGAUCGUCAAAAAGCAUUAGAACAUGGCCGCGUUGGACUUGAAUGUACCGGAAGCAAUGUAUUGAUGGAGCGCAUCAUUCAAGAUGAGAUUAAUUCAUUGCUCGCAUGCGAACAUGUUAGUACGAGUGAACUGAAUGAAGCGAUUGAAUCGCUUGAGAGAUUUCGGGAAGAAGUGCUUCAGGAAGGCUAG